UGUAUUAGCCAAAAUCGCACCAUUAGCAUUAAAGCUAGCUAACGUAGUGAGAAAUAACAGCAUGUCUGUGUCACCAGCAGUGACAACAUUGUGUGAAAAUUCAAAUGAAGUAUUUCUAGAUGUUGCGAAGUUGUUGCUCACAUACGCGGAUAACAUUUUAAGGUAUCCCAAUGAGGAAAAGUACAGAUCGAUCCGAAUUGGCAAUCCUACAUUCUCCACCAAGCUGUUGCCCAUCAAAGGAGCUGUGGAGUGCCUUUUUGAGAUGGGAUUUGAGGAGGCCGAGACCCACCUGGUGUUCCCCAGGUCUGCAUCAGUGGAACAGCUGAAGCUCAUCAGGGAAUCCAUAGCAGCAGAGAGGGAUCAGAGGCUGCGCGGAGGACAGCAUGUCCAACCUACUGCUCAGGCUGCUGCUGCCUCGGCCUCAGCACCACAGAGCUCUGCUGCUGCCUCCAGCCCUCCAGUUACACCAUCUCCAUCACAGCCUUCAUCCUUGGAGAACAGUAUGAGCUUUUUUGUGACUCUCCAGUCAAAUUUCCAACACGUGAUGCUGUAUGAAAACCCCGAGCUGCAGCAAAAAGCCAGGAGCUGCAUCCCUCACCAGCAGCUGUCCUCCUCUGCUGAACGCAAGCUGAAGGAGGUGAAACAGGCUGAUCCAGACUGUAAACUAGGUAUAGAAGACUUCCUGGUGCUGGAGUUGCUCAGAUGGUUCAAACAGGACUUCUUCUCUUGGGUCGACUGUCUGCCUUGCAGCCGCUGCAAAGGCCCCACCAAGAACAACAGCUCCCUCAGUCCCACUACCGAGGACAUCCGCUGGGGAGCCCAGCGAGUGGAGAACCACUACUGUCAGAGCUGCCAGCUCUCCACAAGAUUCCCCAGGUACAACAAUCCAGAGAAGCUUCUUGAAACCAGGAGGGGGCGCUGUGGGGAGUGGGCGAACUGUUUCACAUUGUGCUGCAGAGCCCUUGGCCUUGAGGCCAGGUAUAUCUGGGACAGCACAGACCACGUGUGGACAGAGAUUUACUCCGUCUCUCAGCGUCGCUGGCUGCACUGCGAUUCCUGUGAGAACAGCUGUGAUAAACCGCUACUGUAUGAAGUUGGCUGGGGGAAGAAACUGGCCUAUGUACUGGCUUUCUCUAAGGACCAGGUAGUUGAUGUGACGUGGAGAUAUUCCUGCAAACAUCCAGAGGUUUUGUCGAGAAGGACGAGGGUUCAGGAGGCCUGGCUGCUGCACACCAUUAAUGGGCUUAAUGCCUCGAGGCAGCAGUCCCUGCACUCAGAGAGAAAGAAGGAGCUGACCGAAAGGCUGCUUGUCGAGCUGGUGGAGUUUAUUUCCCCCAAGAAACCAAAACCAGGAGAGCUGGGCGGACGCAACUCUGGCUCUCUGGCCUGGAGGAUAGCGCGGGGGGAGACCAGGAAGUCUGAUACAGGGACCUCCACACAGGCUGCCGGUUUUGUGUUUACUCCUACUGAGAAAGAAAAGAGUGACAGGUUACUGCACGUGCGCUACAGCGCCACGAAAGACCAGUACUGUCGAGUGUCCAACAACUCUGAGGUCAUUCAGAGCUGGGAUCAGUGUGUGUGGAGGAAUGAGUCAGUCUUCAGAAAGGUGGAGGAGGACUGGCAGAUGGUGUACAUAGCUCGAUCAGAGGGCUCCUCGGAGGGAAGAAUCAGCUGGAAGUUUGACUUUGCUCCGGGGGGAAUGAAGAUAAAGUCCGUCUCCAUCUUGGCCAGUAGCCAAACUUUCCACUCUGGAAAAGUCUGCUGGCACCUGCAGGCGGGCCAGAUUACUACAGAGUUCUCUGGAGAUGGGAAGAUGCAGUCAUUCCAGAGUGUAUCAGGCUCCUCGGACCUCAUCGUUGUAGCAGAACUCAGUGGUGGAGAGUCAUGGCAGCACUCUCAGCUCUUCAGACAGAGCUUGAAGGAGACGGAGGAGUCUUCGUUUGAAAUCCUCAUCCAUUUAGACGAUGCUUAACAGUUGUUUUACUCAACAAAAUCUGAUCCUGAAUUCCUUUAUAGUGUUUACUGCUGGGACAAGUUCAGAGCUAAUUGUUGGGAUGAUUUUGUAUGAAAUCCAAUCAGUGCAAUAUUUAAAUGUGUGUAGGUCGGUAAGGACGAUUAAAGGUUCAGUGUUCAGGAUUUAGUGGGAUAUUUUGGCCUAAAUUGAAUGUAGUAAGUAUGUUUUCUUUAGUGUAUUGUCACUUAAAAAUAAAAAAAUGUGUUCUCAUUACCUUAAAAUGAGCCGUUUAUAUCUGCAUAUGGAGCAGUUUCUCAUCCACAGAGUGUUCCUCAUCCACCAUGUUUCUACUAUAGCCCAAAAUGGAUGAACCGAACUGUGGCUCUAGAUAGGGCCUUUUGCUUUUUCGUAAUGUCCACCGUAGUUAGAAUUCCAUCCACGACAAACAGCAUUGGAAAAACGCAAUUUUUUUCAACAUGCUGCUUUUUAGUGGUUUAUAUCACCAGGUCUAUUUGUUUUUAGAGAGAAAGAGACCUCUGAGGAUAAUCGGCUCCCAGUAAAAACCUCCUGAACGUCUUGAUCUUAAGUUAUCAGAGGCGGUGGACUAUCUGCCUGUCUCUUACAUGCCAAACAGCAUUAGAGAAACACUAAUUUGUCGCGCAAAACUGCUUCAUUGAGCCUUUUUACUUGUGUGUUUCACCUGGUCCAUUUGUUUUGGAGAGGUAGACUCCUCAACGGAUAAUUCGGCUCCUGGUACAAACCGCCUGAACAAUGACCACUAAAGGAAUUUUAACAAAGCGAAGUUUUAACUAGUUGCAAUCUGCAAUCCUAGAUGCCAUGACAUUCCCCAAAAUCUUUCACACUGUUCCUUCAAAUAUGCAUGGCCUAAUGAUAGAUGAGUGAAGACGUGAGUUUUGUAACCAUCGCAGAGAACAGAUGUUGUCACUAAUGUUAAACUUUGAUUUGACUAAGGGCCAAAUAACAUAUGAGAUAUGCAGUCUGCAAUAAACACAAAGAGUUUUAAAGCCAUAUUUUUUGUAAUGUUUGCCUCCACUGUGAAUGUGUCUGUAAACUGUGAUACAUGAAAACCUUCCACACUGGGACUGAUGCCCUUGUCGGCUCAGGUUGCUCCAGUUCUCCUGCUAGUGGUGAGUGUGUUAUGUCAUAUUUGGCUAUGGUGU
Molecule: messenger RNA, 3135 nt
Organism: Plectropomus leopardus (leopard coralgrouper)
Lineage: Eukaryota; Metazoa; Chordata; Actinopteri; Perciformes; Serranidae
Gene: ngly1
Product: N-glycanase 1
Biological process (GO): glycoprotein catabolic process; protein deglycosylation
Cellular component (GO): cytoplasm; cytosol; nucleus
Molecular function (GO): peptide-N4-(N-acetyl-beta-glucosaminyl)asparagine amidase activity
Source: RefSeq, a predicted model, not a curated record